Messenger RNA from Trichoplusia ni (cabbage looper), 6960 nucleotides. Its product is annotated as transmembrane protein 198. Bases 552 to 1634 code for a protein of 360 amino acids. The record is from RefSeq and is a predicted model, not a curated record. NCBI's taxonomy places the organism in Eukaryota, Metazoa, Arthropoda, Insecta, Lepidoptera, Noctuidae. The transcript is spliced from 10 exons. Gene Ontology annotation, cellular component: plasma membrane.
AGCAAAAUUACAGAGUUUUAUUCCUUUGAAACGUGAUUUUAUGCCACCUGAAUUGCUCAAGUUUUACGGUUGAAAAAAACUGCAAAAAAAAUAUAUUAACCAAAAUCAAAUAAAUUAUUUUAAAAUGUUAAGUAGCCUUUAUCAUUUGUAUUUCAAACUCUGUUCUAUUCUAUUGGUCUUGACCAAUAAAUUUUUUGUUGCUUGAGAGAUUUUACUUUUUUUCGAUUAUCUGUGGACGUCACAACACUAUUAAAAAAAACAAUGUCGAAGGGAAAACUCAGUGGAAACGUCUUCUUUGUUACAUACCUAUAUUUUCUUUCUACGUAGGUAGUCGCGCGAGUGCGGAGUUCAGAGUGCAGGCUUCGGUCGGUAUUUACGUGUUAUAAACAACGUGUUUGUCAAAGAAACAGUGUUCAUUAAAAUUUUUUUGUUAAUUUAUUAAACGAGUGUUCCAGUUAUUAUAAAUAUACAAUGUGAAAUCGACGCAUGACGUAGAAUGAACUGCAUCUUCAGUCAAUUAGAAUAAUUUAAAAUAUCUCCGAGGUGUUAUCAUGUCGUCAGUGGGACAGCUAGUUCCCCAGGUGACGAGGAGCCCCCCAAACAUGACGAUCAAAUUUAAUGGCCCUCGCAUCGAGGGGUCUUUCUGCACGUCGAUUGAUUACAACUAUGACCCCAUUAUAAGCAUACUAUGUGCAAUGUAUAUUGCAUUUGGUAUUGUUUAUACUUUAUUUGGGUAUCGAUGUUUCAAAGCGAGCAUGUUUCUUACGGGUUUCACGUUCGGCUCGGCUAUCGUCUAUCUAAUUUGCCUACAGGAAUACCUGAUGCCUCCUUACGGGAACGUCGGUGUAGCGCUGUGCGCCGGCCUACUGUUCGGUCUCAUCACUAUGCUGAUCCAGUACGUGGGCCUGUUCGUGACCGGCUUCCACACUGGCGUACUGCUGGCUAUCGCCGGCCUUGCCAUCUACGAUCAUUUCCUGGACACCCGCCCGACUACGUACUGGCUCUGUGUUGUUGUCUUGCUCUGUUCAGGCAUAUUCUUCGCUGUCAUCAACCUGUAUUGGAAGAAAGUUCUGACUAUCUUCGGUACGAGCGUGUACGGCGGUGCGGUGAUCGCGACAUCCCUCGACUACUUCUUUGAACGAAUGAUGAUGCUGAAGUGGCUGUGGGAGCGCGCGAAGCUGGAGCCGGCCGUGGCCCCGCCAUGCCGCCUAUCAUGGCUGACGCUGGCCGCUUGGCCCGCCGCAGCCAUCGUCGGCUUGACCGCCCAGUGCGCGCUCACCGCUACCGGCAUCUACCACGAACAAAGUAUAAGCGCUCAGAAGCGUCGACUCAAGGCUCAGCAGACUCGCCCGAUCACCCGCGAACAGCGCGCCGAGAUGAAGCAGCGCAAGUAUCGAUACCUGUACCAAGUGCGCACCGCCCACGGAGAUGUCAUCUCACAGUCAUACGUCCAGGCUCUGCAGAAGAAGGCCCAGUGCGGCAACUGGAGCGUGAGUGGCGGCGGUGGCGGCGGCGGCGGCGAGUGCAGCACCCUGCAGAGCGACUCCACGCACCUGACCGUACUCGCCGGCUCCGAGCACGCGCCCCCCACCGACUCCGACGAUGACCUCAACCAGAUCCGGGUAGCGCAUUGAAUUGAAUGACAUCAUUGAAGAGUAAAAGGCAGAUGGUGGAUCGUAUUGAUUUUCUUUCUAUUUACCCAGUAUUAUUGUAAGAGGAAUCUACUCAUAAAAUUAUUACAUAUUAGUCUCUAUCAUUAUUAGUAAUCGUAUAUUUGUAUUAAUGUGGAUUAUUAUUGUAUUAUGAUUAUUAUUUUUAAAGAAUUGUGCAUGGGUAUGUGACGGAGUUCAAGGCCUACAUUUAUUUAUUGCCAAAUAAGUUAGUUUUAAGUAUAUUUUCGUGUCAAUUUAAAGAUGACAUUUUAGAUGAAUUUAUGAAACAGGAAACGGACCCGUCUCUUUCUAUUGGACUUUGAAACAUAAAAUGAAUGCUGAACAUUCCAAAGUUAGUUGAAUAUAUAAGUUAGUGUUUAAGGAUUAUUUAUUUAGUUUUUAAUUUGACGCAAAUUGCGAGAUAUUUUAGCGGUUCCCCGAUAUCCGAAACCACUGCCAUCACUCGUCCUUCUUACUUGGUCUUGGACUCCAUGCGACGUGGUUGUAUUAAUUUGUAAUAGAUAUUUUAUUUAAACAUUUCUAACCAUACUACAGUACGACGGUUUCGUGUGUUGGAACCAACAUUGGCCUUAAUGUCCAACGCAGUUGGUGCACAAACGUUGGCACAAUUACUGGUCUGAAAAACAUGUAAGACGAUCCCGGUGAAUCUGGACCUACGGGCAAGCAAGUCAAAACUGACAUCGAUUGGUUAUUAGAAAACUGAAUCUAAAUAUAAUUAUAUAUGUACUCUCCUCUGAUAACAUCACAAUCGAAUUAUAUCAGUCGAUGGUUUUUUGAGUACAAUAGACGCGAAGUACUGCAACGCUGUUGGCUUAGCUAUAGGAACAGCACCAAAAAAAUGAUAGUCAUCACAAACAUAGAAUAGUUGAGCAUCACAAGACAUAUUUACAGAGGGCUCUAGAGUGUAGAACGUCGACCCUGUUGACUGUUACCCCGUCGAACAUUCCCUGUCGACUAUCAAACUUCUUGCCAAACCCUCCCUCUCUGUGACAGAACAUGGAAUUCGCUUCAAAUGUCCAUUUAAACUAUUUAUAUGCAUUUCAAUGUGAAACUUUUAGAGCACAAUGCGAUUUGGAUGUGAUGAACGGGUAAACUCUUAUGAAGAGUCUAGACUUAAGUUAGAUUACUGAUAUAACUAAAAACGUAUAAGUAGAAAACGAAUUUCUUAUAAAAUAUAUCUUGACCUACGUUUGUGUACUAUUAGUUCUUUUGUUUGUUCGGAAAAGCCUUUGACGGCAAUGCGAAGCAUGCAGUAAUGUUGUUUUGUUGUAAAAGAAAAUGUUCUAGGUUAUUUUGUUAGGAUUUGUUGAUCGUUUGAGCGUAAACAAGCACAAGGAGUAUUUCUAAAGCAAGUUGUUCGAAACACGUUAAAUCGUGUUUUCGUCCAGAAUGCUUGUCCGAACAAAUUGCUCAAAGCAAAAAAGCGUUGCAUUAGAUCUGCUCAAAUGAUCAGCUGUCGAUAUUUUACAUUCUAUGCGCAGUGUGAUAAUUUAUUUUUGGCCAAAGUUUAUUUUAGUUACAUGGCUUCAAGCAUAAGUUUUUAUUUUUAUCUUGCUUGUUAUUCUACUAUAUUUCGUCUCGUAUUAUAAUACGCAUGUUAUGAUAAACAGGUAUUUAAUAUUAACUGUGGUUUAAAAUAUGUGUAACGAUUAAUAUCGAUGUACUGAUGUGAAAAUGUUUUAGUGAUCAUAAUUAAGUAGCACUUCAACGUAUUUUGUUAGGAGGUUCGAAACCAGAUUCAAAAUGAAACAAUCCUAAAGAAAAUAAACAUUCCGAUGACAAAAAAUUGACAAGUAAGAAAAAAAACAGUAAAAUUCGUUUUUAAAAAACGUGUAUUCAAGAAUAACUCGUCCGUCUAAAGAAGACUAGAUUUGUAGACAUUUUAAUGAAUACGACAAGACAUUGUGACUGGCAGCUUAUAAAGGACUUUUCGAAAAAAAAAUAUGACUUCAAAUAAUAUGUAUUCUGGUUUCAAACCCUCUGUGUUUAGAUCGCUUGACUAGGUCAAGUGAGUUAGUUUCGUGGCAGGUAAGUGUAUAUAUCGUAGGUCAUCAAGUAGGAUUUAUAUAACCUUAGGGAUACGUGGCGCGUUUAAGAGAUACUAUUAUACUUUUUCCUUCUUUCUCUUUAAACAUAGCCCACUUGAACGCUCAAUUUCUAGUCUUUAUUUUUUAUUUCAUGUCAAAAGUACGACUGUAACAUUGUUAUCCGUUAUCCUUUUCAGACAUACUUUAUUGAGAUUUUAUCCAACGCAUGGUUAAUUUUUAAUUUGCAUAAUUUAUUAAAUAUUUGUUUUUUUUUGUUUUCAUAAAGUUUGUACCUAAUUUAUUCCACUUUUUAAUGAUACAAUUAUUUUAUUUCUGUUAUGUUUUGAGUAAUAUAAUUUUGUAAUCAACAUUCUAUCUUUCAUAUAAGUUUUGUUUUAUUUUUUUUCCUCACCCACGCAAUUCAACGUAUACCUUAUAUCACCGUGUAACAUGCCAUUUUAAAAUUAAUACUGUAUGUUGUAACCCAAAUGAACUGUAGUCUUCACUUUAAUCUUUUGACCACCGCAACCAACCAGUGACGACAAUUGAUUACGUCAACCUGUGACGUGAUGUUUCAUGUUUCAAGUAUUAGUCACUGAGGUUAAUAAAAAAAUACAAUUUCAAUUCCAUAAAAAAUAAGGUGUUUACGAUAUCAGAGUUAUGUGUCGUUGCUUUUAGUGUAGUGAAUGAUGUAGUAGCCUCAACUCAGUAGCGGUCAAAAGGUUAAACAUUAUACCUUAUACAUGUUUGAAAUAGAUGCAUAUAUCCCUAAAUAGUUUUAAGUAAGAACUUCCCGUCUCGUCAGUUAGUAUCACCGUACUAAAUGUACAACGUUAAGCUGUCCUUGAAACCAUUCUUGUGGUUCUGCUCAUCUCUCGCUCUACCUACCACCUAGUCUAAUCGGAAUCAGACUCAUCAGUGGCCUCUCAAAUUCGAAUCAUCUCAUAUAAAUAUAAAUAAUUCUGAUCGCUGAUUUGAAAACGAACACUGCCGAUAUAUGAACAUUAACUAGAGACGAUUGCGAAUCGAUCUUAAAUGCACAUAGAAUAAUGAGCACAAGUAUUUAAUAUACACAGUUAAAUCUGACGUCUAAAUUUUAUAGUUCAGUUUACGAGUUCUACAUAAGUCUGUAAAUAAGUUUAAGAUUGCACGUGUUGGCGUGCCUAGCCUUAAUAGGUACCAGCCUGAACCAUCCGUUCUAUAUAGCCCGAUAUUUACAAGUGCAGUUUUCUUUGAGUACUCGAGCCUAAUCAGCUAGGUCGCUAGGUUAAGCUAUGUAGGUAAGUUACCGCAUAGAUGAGUUUGGUGUCGGAAUUUGAUUUACACUAUGAUACGUAAUUCAUAUAAUUAUACCUAUGUGCGUUGCUCCCUUUAUGAGGAGCAGCCACUGACUAAUCUUGAUGUAAGUUCAAGUUUACUACAGCAACCAAUGCUCGGUGGUGCCGCUCAACUUCACAACAACAACGAUUCCAUAUUGGUGUCGCUCAAUUUUACCACAAUGGCAACCAAUGGAUGGUUGUGGCGCUCAACUUUAUCACGGCAACCAGCUCGCACACUUUAAUUUAAGCGAGUAUUCGAAGUAAAGAGUCAUAGUGUUAAUCAAGUUUAAUGUAGAUUCAAGUAGUUAACACAACAGUAAGGGUAAAGGAUAGUGUCGCUAAUAUAGGGUCCACAACACAGCGUAGCUUGGGCACCAGACUCAUAGGAGGUAAAGUGCGACGAGAUUCAUCUCGGACGUCUUUUUGCGACAAGUUUCAUUCAGUUUUCGUUAUUGAUUUUCAGCAUUAUGAGUCGUUGUAUUUCAACGUAAAAUUGACGUGGAAUAUGUUAUACCUAUAUGUUUUAUUUCAUGUUGUGUUAGAUUCAUAAAGUAUUAUUUAAAUCCAGAAGCAGAAAUGCUCAUAUAUAUCGGAAACUAAGUUUCAAUUUAAAUCUUGUCAAAAAGAUGACCGAGAAGACAUCGUUCACAUUGAGCUCACCGCUGGACUUAAUGAUAGAAAUUAACACGUAAUGCUAUUUUUGUACUUAAGGAGAAAAGACGGAUCAACAGUUAUAAAAUAUAAUAAAUUCGGGCAAUCAAUGUCAGGUCUACAGGAUACAAACUGUUUUCGUUGAUUGUACCUAUCAUUUAUUAAUUGGAGAAAUGAGAUUUUGAUGAAAUUAUAUUUGAGUUUAUUUAAUUCAAGCGAGUUGAUAUACUUCAAUAGAAGGAGGGACCCUGUGUGGGCUACUGAACGAAAAUCUUCAUUCAUUUAAAACUGAUCUCAAAUCUCACCUCGUUUGGCUCAAGCGUUAUUCUAAAGACUUCAAACGUAGACUCUUUCAGUGUUAUUCGUGGUGUAAAAUUAUCAAUAUAAUUGUCUAGCUUAUACAACCCAAUCCGGUCCAAUAUACGUCUGGAUUCAUUUCUAUUCGAUGUUUAAUAGUAGAUAGGUGUCGUAGUAAUCAAAUGUUUGUAUAAAAUUCUGUAUUCGGCUUACGCCGGCUAAUUAUAAGCAGAUGUCGUAGUUAUUAACAAAAUUAUUCUAAAUGGUAUUGUUUCUUCUUCUUUUUGACACUUGUCUAGUGCAGCCGGUGAUAUUGAUAAGUACUUGAAGUUUUUAAUAUCCCAUACUUCGGGGGAUCCGGGCUCAACAGAUUAUGAGGAUGCAAAAUUGUACGUCUUGCAUCUGAAUUAGAUGCUCAAAGCUUUUCUGGCUUGUCCAAAAAGCUAACAAAUGUUUCAACUUAUUUAUUUAUCAAAAUCGCCCGGCUAGACUUUAAACUAUGACUUUAAAGGCAAGAAAGUCUCGUGGAGCAAUGAAUUCGGAACAAAAUUAGAAAUGUAAAGACGUUGCGUCGUACUAUAGCGUAGGAUGGAGAAAUUGAAUGUGGUACCUUGUAAGCUGAAUAACUUUGUAAAGUAACUGUUUGCAUAAGUAUGAGAUUUAUCCGCUAGUUUAGGGAUGGGAUUGUCCCUAAAUGCCUGCAACACAAGCUGUAGGCAUAUUGCAGGGAAAUUCGUCGUUGCAUUGGACUGGAGAAACUAUUGCUCCGGACAAUUGAUAAUGGGUUUCAAGUUUAAACAUGCAAAGUUAUUUAUCUACAAAGAAGAUAUGAUUGUGAUUGAAACGGGUGAACUAUUCGGUCUUAAAAGAGAAUGUCUGACGAUAAUAAGAGUAAGAGUAAAAUGGAGUUAGUCAUAGAUAUUUUUGGACGAACGUCCCUUCUUGCCAAAACUGUAUUGUAAGAACGUUAUUUUAAUAAAUAAUUUGUUGUCA